Messenger RNA from Aedes aegypti (yellow fever mosquito), 1046 nucleotides. RefSeq lists its product as uncharacterized. The transcript is spliced from 2 exons. The coding region runs from base 51 to 1046 and encodes 331 amino acids. Lineage: Eukaryota; Metazoa; Arthropoda; Insecta; Diptera; Culicidae. The record is from RefSeq and is a predicted model, not a curated record.
AUUCAGCUACUGCUGUCCUCGCUAGAUCUUCCCCUGAUUUGCCUAAUAGAAUGUGUCGACUUGCCUACGCUAGGCUCAAAAAGAUGACUUUUUGGGCAGCUCGAUCUAUCCAUCCAAAGUGGAGAUAUCGCCUACAAGAUGCAAAGGAAGCUUUCAGACUUGCUAUGAAGGAAUCUGAAGAGAAGGACAUUGAAAGUUUCUUCAAAAAUUUACAGCAUUAUCCCGCGGGGGAGAGAGUGAACAGGACAUUCAGAUAUUUGAAGAAGUACAAAAAGAAGGUUCAGCCCAAAUUGAGCGGAUGUACUAUCCGUCUCGACGAUUGGAUCCCUGCUGCAGAAGAUAUCGUAUUGAUUCCUGACCCUCUACCUGAGUUACUUGGUUCCACAAUUCCUCCUCCUCCUAGUCUUACUGAGAUUGAACAGAUUAUUUCUGGAUUGAAAAAUGGCAAGUCACCUGGAGUAGACUCUGUGCAUAAUGAAUAUUUCAAAUACUGCAAUGAAGCCACCACCAAAGAAUUACACCAACUAUUGGCUAAGGUAUGGGAAGAAAACAAGAUGCCCGAAGAGUGGAAGCAUGUUCUUGUUGUCCCAAUUCCAAAGGUGAAGAAUCCGAAAACUAUCAACGAGUAUCGCCGCAUAUGUUUAAGUAGUGCUGCCUACAAAGUAUACGCUACGUGGAUUUUAAGCAAGCUUCAACAAGCUGUAGGUCCUAUAGGCUUUCAUCAAGCCGCUUUUUUACCUGAGCGAUCUACUGUAGACCAUCUUCAUACACUCCAACGCAUAUUGCAAGAGCGCUGGAAUGGUGGAGUUCCCCUUUUACUUAUGUCCUUGGAUAUUGAGAAGGCGUUUGACAGAGUGUCCUUAAGUUCGCUACCUGCCAUAUUAAGAGGAAAACGUGUUCCAGCUUGUUUUAUAAACAGGAUUCUGGAGUGCUUACGGGGAGAGCAACAGCAAGUCAUGUGGAGAGGACAACUAUCACGACCGAUUCAGCGGACUCGGGGAUUAAACAGGGUUGUCCCUUAUCCCCUUUUAUAUUUAACCUUAUAA